AUGUCGGCCGAACAGAACGACAGCGGCAGCGGCAGCGGGAGCGGCAGUGGGAGCGCUCGGCCGAGCGAGGUCCCCACCCCCGUCCGCAAGGAGAAGAAGCGAGUCGGCUUCCACGCCAGCAGUGACAGCUUCGCCAGAGGAGGAGGUGACCAGGCCGGGGCUAGUCGACAUCGUGAGGAUGAGGUCGUCUUCUCACCUACCGGGUCCCCGAAGCUAGCCCCUGGAGAACUACCGCCCAACGCCCCAGACGCCUACGAACUAAGCCUUGCACUCACAAAGAUAUUGUCUGCCGAGCAGGAGAACAAGCGCCGCCAGCAGGAGAAGGACAAGGCGGAGAAGCUGUCCCCCGGAACCCCAGACCUCGCCGGUCCGAAGCGUCCGAGGCCAGCGUUGAGGAGAAACACCAGCUAUGACGCCCCUCAGGAUCGUGAGGUGGCCGAUCUGGCAGAGUCGCGGACGAGCGAGCGGCAACUCAGAUCCAUGACUGACGCUCGCCAGAGAGCUGAUCGCCUAGCCGUGUCAGUGGGAAGCUACUCGGCUCCGGGGUCUAGACGUGGCUCAGUUGACCUUACCGAAGUGCCGUCGGCCCAACCCCUGAUUGAGGACUACGAGAGUGACGAGGACGAUAUACCAAAGAAGACGACAGCUAUCGAUGAUGGAGGAACCUACUCUACCUUGCGCCAACGAGUACCGAGGAUAACUUACGAUUCCGAAUCCUUCAAGCACCACACCGAUGCGGAGAACCUGGUCAGAUCUCACAGCCGUAAAGGAAAGAGAGAUUUGUUUCAUCAGCAGCCAAGUGGACAAGCCUCCGGGACUGCAACUCCUGUUCUUGAGCAGAACUACGCUCACGACUAUGUCCCACGACCAGACAAGUACCGUGGAGGCAUCCUCUCCUCCCUUCUCAAGCUGUACCAUGAUGAUCGAGGAGCUCCAAGCAGUGGCUUCAACACCCCUCAGACACCUGGAACACCUCUCAUGUCCCCUCGUCCUUCGCCUCCAACCUCGAGACCUGCUUCAGCCAUGGGUACCCCUCUCCGUUCACCACCUCGCUCCCGACCCUCGAGUGGUCUCUUCAACUACCACAAGUCUCGUAGCUCGACAUCGUCGCUUGCCUUGACUGAACUUAUGAAGUCAUCUUCCAUGUUUGCGGUCCCAGCUUCCACAAACAUCUCUGACCAGUGGGCCGAAAAGCUCAAGAAAGAACAGACUCCGCCUCCCAAGAAGCGAGACAAGGCUCGCAUCACCAUCCACAUUGCUGGCAUCAUCCAGCGUCACCGCUACCUGUUGAAGCUAUGCCGUGCACUCAUGAUGUACGGCGCCCCGACGCAUAGACUGGAGGAGUACAUGACUAUGUCCUCCCGAGUCCUCGAGAUUGAAGCCCAGUUCCUCUACCUACCCGGCUGCAUGAUCAUCAGCUUCGACGAUAGCACGACACAUACUACCGAGGUCAAGCUCGUCCGCGUUCCCCAGGGUAUCGACCUAGGACGUCUUCGUGACGUGCACAACAUCUAUAAGGAGGUGGUGCACGACAAGGUCGGAGUGGAAGAAGCCACUAAGCGUCUGGACGAGGUGAUUCUGAACAAACCCAAGUUCAACAUCUGGCUCCGUGUGUUCCUCUACGGCGUUGCCUCCGCCUGCGUCGCCCCCUUUGCUUUCCAGGGACGUUUCAUCGACUUGCCCAUUGCAUUCAUCCUUGGCGCUAUCGUUGGAAUCCUCCAGUUGGUGCUGGCUCCUAGCAAUGAGCUGUACGCCCACGUGUUUGAGGUUUCGGCUGCAGUCGUCACAUCCUUUCUCGGACGAGCCUUUGGUUCCAUCAACAACGGCGAACUGUUCUGCUUCAGCGCUCUAGCCCAGAGCAGUAUCGCCUUGAUUCUCCCCGGUUACAUGGUCCUCUGCAGUUCACUGGAACUCCAGAGUGGCAACAUCGUGGCCGGAAGUGUACGCAUGGUGCACGCUCUCAUCUACACACUGUUCCUCGGCUACGGAAUCACCAUCGGAGCCUCCCUGUACGGAAUGAUUGACAAGAACGCGACGAGCUCGACCCAGUGCAGCGACCCCCUCGGACGGGAGUGGUAUUUCCUCUUCGUCCCCGGAUUCGCCAUGUGUCUCUGCCUCAUCAACCAAGCCAAGUGGAAACAGACACCCGUCAUGACGGCCAUGGCCCUGGCGGGUUUCUGCGUCAACAGCUACUGCAGCGAGUACUUUGGAGGAAACGGCCAGAUCUCCAACAUGCUUGGCGCCCUCGCCAUUGGUAUCCUCGCGAACCUGUACUCGAGACUUGGAAGACAUGCGGAGAAUGGUUGGUUGGACUUUGUCGACUGGUGGAAGCUCAGGGUGCGGCCGAGGUACACCAAGAAGAAGCUUACCUCGGAUACUUGGUCUCUGCCUUCAAUGUCCGACCCUGAGUCGCGUCCCCAGUCCCCCGAGAAGCCCGAGGAGAAGCCCCGGAAGGUCGGAUACAGUCUUGCCGCCGCAGCUAUGCUCCCCGCCAUCUUCGUCCAGGUGCCGUCUGGUCUUGCAGCAGGCGGCUCUCUGCUAGCCAGUAUCACAACGGCCGAUGAAAUCACCAAGAACCCAAGUGGCAGCACCGACUCUCUGGGCAAUCUCGAUGGGACGGCGUUCAAUGUCUUAUUCAAGGUUAUUCAAGUCGCCAUUGGAAUCAGUGUUGGUCUGUUCCUGAGCGCCUUGAUUGUGUAUCCUCUUGGCAAGAGGAGGAGCGGUCUGUUCAGUUUCUAA
Messenger RNA from Fusarium keratoplasticum, 2739 nucleotides. RefSeq lists its product as uncharacterized. The record is from RefSeq and is a predicted model, not a curated record. Bases 1 to 2739 code for a protein of 912 amino acids. Gene Ontology annotation, biological process: transmembrane transport. The transcript has a single exon. Lineage: Eukaryota; Fungi; Ascomycota; Sordariomycetes; Hypocreales; Nectriaceae. Gene Ontology annotation, molecular function: transmembrane transporter activity.